AUGCCGCGGCCGGCAACAACAGGCUACGAGCGCCUCGCGCAGGCCGACCACAGCGACGACUCAGACGACGAACCGCUCGCCGCCAGCUAUGCCUCCCUCCAACCCCCGACAGCCCCGCGCUAUGCACCCGUGGGCCAGCCGCGCCCACACUCAGGCAUGGCGACUCCCAAACACGCCGGGUCAUCCGCCGCGUUCCACGAAUCGUCCCGACCGGGUGGUGGUGCCCGCCGCCGGGACCGCGGGCGGCGGAACUCGGGCGUCGAUCUCAAAGCUAUCAACGCCCGGCUCGAGCGCUGGGCUGACGAGAUCGCGUCCAAGUUCAAGCGCGGCCGUAACAAGAAAAAGGGGGAUGAGGAGCGGUUGGAGAUUCAUCACUCUGUUUUUCAACCGCCGGAGGGUGUCCGGCCGGUGACUGCCGAGAUGCUGGCCAUCCCGGAGCCAGGGUACAUGACCAAGGCCGAGUUUGAGGUUAUUGUGGAGAGUGUCAGGGCGGCCAUCCGCCAGGGCGUACAUCCCCGCAUGAUCUCACAGGGCAGUUCGGGUAGUUACUUUGCGAGGAAUGCGGACGGGAAGGUGGUGGGUGUGUUCAAGCCCAAAGAUGAGGAGCCGUAUGCGGCGGGCAACCCGAAGUGGAACAAGUGGAUUCAUCGGAAUUUGUUCCCGUGUUUCUUCGGCCGAGCUUGCCUUAUUCCCAACCUUUCCUACGUCAGCGAAGCAGCUGCCUAUGUGCUCGACGCUCAGCUACGCACCCACCUCGUCCCGUACACCGACGUCGUAUACCUCUCCUCCAAGUCCUUCCACUACCCGUUCUGGGACCGGCAUGCCUUCUCUCGGAAAAGGAAGGCCUUGCCCGCGAAACCGGGCAGUUUCCAGGUCUUCCUCAAGGGGUUCAAGGACGCCAACAUCUUCCUACGGGAGCACCCAUGGCCGGACCAAUACCUCUCCGGCUUCCGGACCACAGACCCGCACCGGAAACGCAAGCGGCGGUGGGCCGACAACUGCCGGCCGGGUAGUGCGCCCCAGGACGAUGCAGAUAGCGACGAUGGUCACGAGACGCCACAAUCGCAAACGCCCGGGCCCGGCAACUUUAUGUGGACGCCAUCGCUGAAGCAGUCCUUCCGGGAAGAGCUUGAGAAGCUGGUGAUUUUGGACUACAUCAUGCGAAACACGGACCGGGGGCUGGACAACUGGAUGAUCAAGGUCGACUGGGAGACGGAGCAGGUCUCGGUGGCAUCGGAGCCGGUCCAUCUGAACAUGGACGUGUCGGAGCCCGAGCCGGGGCCACGGCCUGUGGAUUUAUCGCAGCGGGAACCGAGGACGCGGGCGUCGUAUCCGUACCGUGUAGAGCGACCUAUGGAUGCGUCGACGCCCGUGUCCAGCGCGUCGGAUCCCAAGAUCUCGAUCGGGGCCAUCGACAACUCGCUCUCGUGGCCGUGGAAACACCCGGAUGCGUGGAGAAGCUUCCCCUUUGGCUGGCUCUUCCUGCCCGUGGACCUCAUCGGCCGGCCCUUCUCCCAGAAAACCCGCGACCACUUCCUCCCCCUCCUCACGUCCACGCAGUGGUGGAGCCAGACCCAACUCGCCCUGCGCCGCAUCUUCCAAAUGGACAACGACUUUCAGGAGCGCAUGUUCGCCCGCCAGAUCGCCGUCAUGAAGGGCCAGGCCUGGAACGUCGUCGAAACCCUCAAAACCCCCGACCACGGCCCACUCGAGCUCACCCGCCGCGCCAAGGUCUGCGUCUGGGACGACCUCGUCGACGUCCCCGUGGCCGUGCCCAUGCGUGCACCAAGCGCCGAAAUGCGCCGCCGUGCCACUGCCGAAGCCGACCCAACCGCUAACAUCACCACUACGACAAUAACAACCUCCACCGCCGGGUCCCACGCCCACAAACCCUCCCACCACCACGACCUAAUGAUCGCCGAAGAAGAAGAAAUGGACAUCGGCGCCCACGCCUCCUCAGCACCCGUCACGUCCGUCGCCGGCCCCGUCAUCGUCGACCUCCUCGGCGGCGGUAUGACCUCCCCGCCCGCCGACCUCCCACACCCGGGUCGCUUCGAACUCGCCCUCCAAGACGACGCUUCCCCGAAGAGUCCACUCUCCGCAGGAGGGGCAACAACCGGCCCCAACAACGACAACAACCCCUCGCGCCCAACCAACCCCCACGCCGCUACCUCCCACCGCUCCCUCAACCUCUACUCCCCGGAUCGCGGCCCCACACGACGUGAAAACAACAACCCCCCUCUCAGCGCCCAUCUCACCAACGGCCAUAACCACGCCCGCCGAACAAGUCUAGAAAUCAGCGGCGGGUAUUUCGCCGGUGCUACCAUCCCCAGCGGGGGAGAAGUGGCUGAUGAGGACGACGAGGAACUGGAGGGUGGUGAUCUGGGGUAUGCCGCCGCGACGGGGAUGGAGGGGAAUCGGAGGAAGGUGAUUGUGGAGCGGUUGGAGAUGGUGAAAGGGCGGAAUCCGGUGUUUACUUGGUGUUGA
Dichotomopilus funicola is the source of this 2487-nucleotide messenger RNA. RefSeq names its product phosphatidylinositol 3 and 4-kinase-domain-containing protein. The transcript has 3 exons. The record is from RefSeq and is a predicted model, not a curated record. Gene Ontology annotation, molecular function: 1-phosphatidylinositol 4-kinase activity. Gene Ontology annotation, biological process: phosphatidylinositol phosphate biosynthetic process; endosome organization; Golgi organization. Lineage: Eukaryota; Fungi; Ascomycota; Sordariomycetes; Sordariales; Chaetomiaceae. Gene Ontology annotation, cellular component: endosome; plasma membrane; fungal-type vacuole membrane. Bases 1 to 2487 code for a protein of 828 amino acids.